Molecule: messenger RNA, 204 nt
Organism: Diabrotica balteata
Lineage: Eukaryota; Metazoa; Arthropoda; Insecta; Coleoptera; Chrysomelidae
Source: the annotation of a GenBank genome assembly
AUGUAUUACAGAAUCGGCAACUCCAAAAAAGCUGCCAAACUUAAAGCAGCAAGUAAAGCAUUAAAGUCAUUUAUUCAGUUCCCAACUAAUGGUACAUCUUUUGCCAAGAAAACUGCCCCAGGUACGAGACUGGAUUUUAUAUCAGAUCAAGUCAUUAACAAGAAAAAUGGCAACAUCGUCAUUAACAACGAACAAAGCACUUAA